Messenger RNA from Otolemur garnettii (small-eared galago), 2882 nucleotides. RefSeq names its product zinc finger protein 83-like. Gene Ontology annotation, biological process: regulation of transcription by RNA polymerase II. The transcript is spliced from 4 exons. Lineage: Eukaryota; Metazoa; Chordata; Mammalia; Primates; Galagidae. Gene Ontology annotation, molecular function: DNA-binding transcription factor activity; RNA polymerase II cis-regulatory region sequence-specific DNA binding. The record is from RefSeq and is a predicted model, not a curated record. The coding region runs from base 192 to 2873 and encodes 893 amino acids.
UUUGAGCCUUUCUGUAUUAGGUCUUCGCUUCUUAGUACCCUCAGCACUUCCGUAGCUGGGAUCUGAGGUCACUGCAGGACUUGGAAUCCGCGUACUUCCACUUCAGCAUAUUUUUGACAUUGAGGAUUGACUUCUAAAGAGUCAUAUUACCCGAGGAAGAAGCACAGAAGAAGAAAAGAGUGAAUUCAGGAAUGGCUCUUACUCAGAGCCCUUUGACAUUCAGGGAUGUGGCCAUAGAAUUCUCUCAGGAAGAGUGGACGUGCCUGGACUCUGCUCAGCAGACUUUAUAUAGGGACGUGAUGUUGGAGAACUAUAGGAACCUGGUCUCCCUGGGUGAGGAUUACUUUUCUCCCGAAGGUGUCUCUUCUAUAUGUAUGAUAAAUGAAUUUCCACCUAAAGAGAGCAAUAGUAUAGAAGAAAUAUCCCCCACAGUGAUGUUGGAAAGGCAUGAAAUCCAUGACAUUGAAGACUUUUGUUUUAGGGAAAUCCAGAAGAAUAUAUGUAACUUUGAAUAUCACUGGAGAGAUGACGUAAAACGUUGCAGUGCAGUCCAUAUGACCCCUCAGGGAAAUCUCUCUAGAAGGAGAGAUCAGCAUGAUAGAAGGUAUUCAGGAAACAAGCUUAUUAAUAAUCAGCUGAGAUUGAACACCCAGUCAGAUCUACCAGAACUGCAGCUAUUUAAGGCUGAAGAGAAAAGUUAUGACUGUAAUCCCAUGGAGAAGUCUAGCAAGAAUGAUUCCUUGGUUUCCCCAACCCACAGAAUUCCUUCUACUGUGAAACCACACCUUUCUUAUAAACAUGUGUAUGAUCCUAUGGAUUCAUUAUUCAUGCCAAGAGAGAAACCACACAAAUUGACAGAACAUUACAAAUGUACUGAGUGGGACAAGGCCUUGAAUCAUGGGUUACAUUUUACUAUUCAUGAAGUAAUGCAUGCAGAGAAGAAACAAUUUAAAUGUGACAUAUGUGGCAAGGUGUUCAAUAAAAAAUCAAGCCUUGGAAGUCAUCAGAGAAUCCAUGUUGGACAGAAAUCUUACAAGUGUAAUGACUGUGACAAGGUCUUCCAGCAGAUUUCACAGCUUACACGACAUCAGAGAAUCCAUACUGGAGAGAAACCUUACAAAUGUAAUGAAUGUGGCAGGGUCUUCAAUCAGAUUUCACAGCUUAUACGACAUGGGAGAAUCCACACUGGAGAGAAACCUUACAAAUGUAAUAAAUGUGGCAAAAUGUUCAGUAAUAAUUCAAACAUGGUACAACAUCUGAUAAUCCAUACAGGAGAGAAACCUUACAAAUGUAAUGAAUGUGGGAAGGUCUUUAAUCAUAUUUCACGCCUUGUACAACAUCAGAGAAUUCACACUGGAGAGAAACCUUACAAAUGUAAUGAAUGUGGCAAGGUGUUCAGUCAAAAUUCACACCUUGCAAGUCAUCAAAGAAUUCAUACUGGAGAGAAACCUUACAAAUGUAAUGAAUGUGGGAAAAUGUUCAGUCAGAAGUCAUCCCUAGGAAAGCACUGGAGGAUUCAUACAGGAGAAAAACCUUACAAAUGUAAUCAGUGUGGCAAAGUGUUCCGUCAGAAGUCAUCUCUAGGAAAGCACUGGAGGAUUCAUACUGGAGAGAAACCUUACAAAUGUAAUGAAUGUGGCAAGGUGUUCGGUCAGAAGUCAUCCCUAGGAAAGCACUGGAGGAUUCAUACAGGAGAGAAACCUUACAAAUGUAAUGAAUGUGGCAAGGCCUUCAGAGAAAAGACAUCCCUUACAUGUCAUCAGCGAAUUCAUACUGGAGAGAAACCAUAUGAAUGUAAUGAAUGUGGAAAGGUAUUCCGUGAAAGUUCAGCCCUUGCACAACAUCGGAGAAUUCACACUGGAGAGAAACCUUACAAAUGUGAUGUAUGUGGCAAAAUGUUCAGUCAAAAUUCAAUACUUAUACAACAUCUAAUAAUCCAUACAGGAGAGAAACCUUACAAGUGUAAUGAAUGUGGCAAGGUCUUUAGUCAUAUUUCAAGCCUUGCACAACAUCAGAGAAUUCACACUGGAGAGAAACCUUACAGAUGUAAUGAAUGUGGCAAGGUGUUCAGUCAAAAUUCUCACCUUGCAAGUCAUCGAAGAAUUCAUACUGGAGAGAAACCUUACAAAUGUAGUGAAUGUGGAAAGCUAUUCCGUGAAAGUUCAGCCCUUGCACAACAUCGGAGAAUUCACACUGGAGAGAAGCCUUACAAAUGUAAUGUAUGUGGCAAAAUGUUCAGUCAAAAUUCAGUACUUAUUCAACAUCUGAUAAUUCAUACAGGAGAGAAACCUUACAAAUGUAAUGAAUGUGGCAAGGUCUUUAACCAUAUCUCACAUCUUGCUCGACAUCGGAGAAUUCACACUGGCAGGAAACCUUACAAAUGUAAUGAAUGUGGAAAGGUAUUCCAUCAAACUUCACACCUUGUAAGUCAUCAAAGAAUUCAUACUGGAGAGAAACCUUUCAAAUGUCAUGAAUGUGGCAAAGUCUUUAAUCGUAUUUCACACCUUACAGAACAUCGAAGAAUUCACACUGGAGAGAAACCAUACAAAUGUUAUGAAUGUGGUAAAAUGUUCAGUCGUACAUCAACCCUAGGAAAGCACUCCAGAAUUCAUACUGGAGAGAAACCUUAUAAAUGUAGCGAAUGUGGCAAAAUGUUCAGUCAAAGUUCACACCUUGCAAAUCAUCGAAGAAUUCAUACUGGAGAAAAACCUUAUAAGUGUGAUGAAGGUGACAAACUGUUUAGUCAAAAUUCAUAUCUUAUAUAUCAUCAGAGAAUUCUUACUGGAGAGAAACCUUAUAAAUGUGAAAAGGUUUUCAAUCUAAAGUCAUCUUUAGCACAUCAUCAGAAAGCUCACACUGAAAAGAAAUCUUAGAGGCUCAGC